Molecule: messenger RNA, 3732 nt
Organism: Magallana angulata
Lineage: Eukaryota; Metazoa; Mollusca; Bivalvia; Ostreida; Ostreidae
Exons: 10
Coding region: 14-2227 (737 amino acids)
Biological process (GO): proteolysis
Molecular function (GO): cysteine-type endopeptidase activity
Source: RefSeq, a predicted model, not a curated record
ACCCGACGUAUUUAUGGAAAUCGAAAGUAGACUGGGCUUGAAAGUCAGUUUAUGGGCUAGGAUGUCAACCUUAAAAAAAGUGGGAUUACUAUACGUAGCAAAUAGAACUUGCUCUGAGUUGGCCAACGAAAUACUUGGACACCUGGGCAAAGAUAAUGUCAUCUCUUAUGGGAUUAAGGAGAAAAACGCGACAGCAGAUAAACUUACUCAUACCGGCGGACGUAUUAAAAACCACAUUCGCAAAGCAGAUUCCUUUAUAGUAAUUGUCGAUGAUGUCCACUGGGAUACUUUCUGGAAUGAAAAAACAAACAAAAUUCCUAACAAACUUGAAGAACUGUUAGAUGAUGAUGAUGAUGAUGAUGAUGAUGAUGACGAAGAUGAUGGUGAAAGUUCUGAUACUGCAAGUAAAAACCACAAAUUCAUUAUGGUUGUUGGUAUUAACACUGACAAAAAAGACAAAAUUACAAAAAAAGAAUUCAAUGAAUACCUUGGUAGUCAAAGUAUAUCAUCAAAAGUCGGUCAUAUGCUGAAGUCACUAGAAGACCACACACCUAACACAGUUAACAGAUUAGCCACAGAAAUUGUUGAGAAGUUUACCAAGCAACUACGUACUGAAAAACCUGGUCAUGACACAAAGGAUACUGGUACACCAAUCUCCACACCGGUGCAGAGUCCAGUAAUUAGCACUAACCCAAACUGGCCACUUCAUGGGCGUACAGAAGAUUUGAAACUCAACGCAGCAACUGAUAGCCACUCAGAACAUUCCAAAGUUGACGUAGGGAAUACAUCUGAUACCUCAGAGACAGAUCUAAAGCUAGGAUGGCGUAAAUCAAGGAAACGAAAGUGGAGCACCUCGUGUAUAUCAACAGGUUCCACCGUUCCUGUCACAUCAAGUAAAUACAAAGGCCUACAGGAUAAGAAGCCUGGUGUCUGUCUGUAUAUUGUUGAACUUGAAUUUGAGCCAGAGGAUGAAAAUUUUCAAGCGGAGAACAGACAUUCUUCAUUUCCAGAGUUUAAAAAAAUGAAAGGUGCUUUUGAGGGACUAGGUUGUUAUGUUAAAAAAUUGACUAACCCAACGAAACAAGCAGCUGAACAAUUUUUGAAUGAAGCAAAAAAAUGGUGUGAUAAUCUGAAGCCUGGUUUUUUUGUGCUGAUAAUAAGUACACAUGGACAAGAAGUACCAGUAAUCACAAAAGAAAACAGUUCUGAUCAGGAAAAAUCAUCAGAGGGCACAAAUAAAACAAGAUUCAAGAAAGAAAUGGUGCAUCAACUGUUCUUCCACGAUGGACAUACUCUGUCGACCAAGGAAAUCAUUCAGAUCUUUGAACCCCUUAGCUGCCCCUGCACAUUUUUCAUUCAGGCAUGCAGGAGUCGGUUUGGGAUUAUAAAUCAUGUCAAUUAUGAUAAAGGAGUGGCUGUUUUACUCAAAUCGAACUCCGGAAAUAUGCCAGAAGAGAGCCAACCAGAAACAGAUUCUGAAGAUGCUUUAAAGGAUAUUCCACUCACAGACACUGUAGAUGCCAGGCCGAGUAAUACCAAGCUUUCAAAUGAAGAUGAAGAAAAAAGAAUUCGUGACAUCACAGCUUCAUACAAAAUGACAGAAUUUCAGAAGUAUAUGACAUGGCUUAAAAGCAAUGAUGCUACAUCAACGGCCUCUAAAGAUGAUUCUAAAGAGGUCCAACAACUAAGGGAAGCAUUGAAAUGUGACGUCUUCAAACCCCAAGAAACUGAGGAAAUAAUGGUUUUGUGUAAAGGAUAUGAAAAGUACACCUUGGAUUUCUUUUACCCAGAGCCUACAAUAAGUGAUCCUGCACCAUGCACUAAUGAUUCACUCGUCAUGUUUGCUUCUGCACCAGGAAAAGAGGCUUACAACAGAGAAAGGCAAGGAGGAUGGCUGAUCACAAACCUAGAGGCACAGAUAAAGGAAACGUUGAACCAAAAACCAGAGAAGGUUGACCUACUGGCAGAGUUGAUAAAGGUGUCAGGCAGAAUUGCAUUCAACUAUGAGACCGAGACAAGCAGACAGACGGACAGUGGCCAUAAGUCGGUGCCUUGUCUGUAUCAUAGACUCAGUGAAGACAUCAUAAUCUGGCCAGAGGAGAUGAAGAAGGCAAAACAGUUAGCUGAAAAAGAGGGCUCCGAUUGGAAGGAAUUUUCCAAUUGGGAUCCUAACACGGAUCCUAACAAGGAUGAACAGGCGAGGAUAAGAGUCAAAGAUGAAGUGUGAGGUAACAGAAUCAAAAUGGACAAUUAGUUUGAUCCUUUGAUAUUGUUUUAUAUAUUGACGAAUUAUUAGUGAUUUAUAAAACGUAUAUACAUCACAGCAACUUUUAGCAAUAAAUGGAGCUUAUUUGAUUAUAUAAGCAUGUCUUUUUCGCAGCAUGUUUUAUGAUGAAACUUUAAUCAAACUGACUGUUUUUGACUUGAUAUUUACAUACAGAUCCUAUUUUAUGUUCUACCUUUUUUUCCUAACUUUUAAUAUCGUGUAUCCUGUUUUAUCCUGCUUGAACAUGCCGUUGCACUUAUGUUUAUUCAAUCAUUUAAAAGAAUUGAAUUAUAAUGGUUUGUGGUUUGAAAAAAAUAAACAUAUAAACGAUUUCAAUCAUUUUAGAGCAAAAAAAAUUACAUUAAUCAUAUAUGAAAACUUUUAAUGUACUCAUCUGAUUGCUCAAAUAAACAUAUCAAUAUGUAAUGAUUUUAAUUUAUAUUACUCUUGAUGAAUGACAUUAAUGCAUAUGGCUAAUAACCAAUCAUUAGCCUAAAUAGCAUAUGGAAGUUACUGGUUGUUACAAUAAGCAUUUUGUAAUAGACUAUUUAUUUGGCUUCAGAAUCUCAAAACAUAAAUGCUAUCGCGUUGACUGGUACAUUCCAUAUCCAUAUAUCCAUAUUUUUCAACUGCAUUUUGUGCGAAAGUUUUAAAACAUUAGUUAUAAUUGCUUAUUAUAUUGUAGUUCUAUAUACUGUGAUAACAAAAAGUGUUUACUGUUGCAAACUAACACAUAAUAUAUAUAUAUAUGUAGACACUGUGAUCUGUAAUUUUACUAAUUAAGUAUACAUAUUUUGUCUGAUAGUUUUUACUUAGAGAAAAGCAACUUGAUUUUGAAAAAAUCUAACUUUUUCAUUUAUGAACUGUGCAUGUGGCAAUUUGUUCAUUCCAACUUAAAAACAUUAUUGCCCAAUCCAUAAAUCCAAGGAUAACCAAAGAUUUCUACAGAAACUGUACCAUUUCUUGUUUGAAUUUUUUAGCUAUGAUCUUAUGUUUUUAAUGUGUCAGUUCUUUAAUUUUGAUUUUCUGUACUACAGAGCAAAACAAGACAUUACCUACAUUAUUGGUUUUUGAAUUAUUUUUACAUUUUUAUCUCUCAAGGAUGUUUUUAACUUCUUUAUAUAGAUUACAUUUUUGAUUUUCUUGCUGUCUUUCUUUCAUAGGAUGUUAAGUGAUAUGAACAACUGUAUUGUAUCAUUAAAAUUCAUUAAAGAAGUGUUUUUUUCUUAUUAUAAGUGGAAACAUUGUUUUUCUGAUGAUGAGGAGUUCUAGGUACACGUCUGUUUUACAAUGUUUAAAAUUAUAGCAUGUCGUUUUGCAAAGCAGCUUAUGUUCAUAAGCCAUUCGACAAACUUUCUAAACACUCUAACAAGAGGUCCAUUGAUUGGUUGGAGUCUUUUUCUGUUUGUUUCUGAUAAGUUAUAUAUUUUGAAUUAUAUUCCGAAUUCUACAGUGAAACAUUGAAA